CCUCCAGAUUUCGACUGCAACAGUACAUGGAUGGGAUUGGCUCUGUUUGUUUCUUAUGAAUUGCAUGGCAAUGUGGAUGAAACUGAAAACCAACGGGAAUGGGAAGAGGCAAGGGAAGGCAUAUUAAAGAGCAGUUACCAAUACAGUUGUCAUAUCUACACAAAUGAUGAUGAUUCUUUUGAAAGUCCCCUGGUGCGUAAACUAAAUAAUUGCCGUAUUGUUAGACCUGGAUCAUACCAAUAUUGGUUCUACAUACCAAGACGGGAGUGAGCAAAAAGGUUGAAUAAAGGCUUCAUCCGAGCUGAAAUAAUACCAGAGGUGAAUAUGAAAGAGUGUGGGGCGAGACUAAUAUACUCUGACGAUGUGCCCAACUUUAUUCAGAGUCUACUCCAGCAGUACAGUCCCGCGGACCAUGAUGUUAUUGGUGAUUAUAAGUUGCGAAACCCGGACAAAAGUAUCAGCACAGAGUGCUUCUUCUCUGGACCUAGCGGAAUUUUCCAAAAAGAAAAGAACAGUACUGAUCAGCUGGAACUACUUAAACAAGUUGCAGAGCUAAUUCCUUCUCAUGAACCAACUCCAUUCUUCAUUGAAAAUGAACCUCCCGGAUAUGAUUCAAGUUCAACCAAGGUUGUCGGUGAACUGAGAAGAAACAUAGAGUUAGUUCUUCACCAACUCUUUGAGGGAGGCAAUGCAGGUUACUAUGAUUAUGGUUUCACUGUAUCUCCUAAACUCAAAGCAAUUUUGCCGUGGUUUAGUGAUCAAAGCCUAGGGGGCGAAGUACUACUACCUCAUUCUCCUCCGGAUUUGUACAAGGACAAGACAUGGCUAGGAUUAUCUGUCUAUGCUGCCUUCACUGUGUCUCCAGAGAAUCUGUAUCAUCCAUAUACCGCGUGCACGUUUCCCAGAACAAUGGAUUCAGUGUGGUCAAGUUUUUGCUAGCUUUGAUGUCCUU
Rosa chinensis is the source of this 952-nucleotide messenger RNA. RefSeq lists its product as uncharacterized. The transcript has 3 exons. Bases 325 to 939 code for a protein of 204 amino acids. The record is from RefSeq and is a predicted model, not a curated record. Lineage: Eukaryota; Viridiplantae; Streptophyta; Magnoliopsida; Rosales; Rosaceae.